AAUGACUUCUUGUGUGCUAAGGAUUUUUUUUUUUUUUUUCUCUCUCUCUCUCUCUCUCUCUCUUUUGGUUGGUUUGUUUUCCCAUCUUAGUCUAUUGAACAAAACUUUUCAAUCCGAUGGUUUGCGGUGGCCAACCUCUACCGGUUAAUCUUGACAUGGCCACAUGGGCAGCCUCUUUCAAACCGGUGGCUUACGGUGGCCAACCUCUACCGGUGAAUCUUGGUAUGGGCAGCCUCUUUCGAACCGGUGGCUUACGGUGGCCCACCUCUACCGGUGAAUCUUGGCAUGGGCAGCCUCUUUCAAACCGGUGGCUUACGGUGGCCAACCUCUACCGGUGAAUCUUGGCAUGAGAAGAGGCCAACCUCUACCGGUGAAUCUUGAGGGAGAUUAUAUUAGCGAGACUACGCUCUCAAAUACACUACACUACGCUCUCAAAUUCACAAAUACACUACGCUCCCAAAUACCUAACAAAGACCUAACAUUGAUCACGACCUAAUGGCUCUCGGCGGCGUCGUUGGCAACGACGAUGAUAUUUUGAUUUUAGUUGACUCAGAAUCCUCAAAAGUUCCGGCGGAUAUGUCUGCGGGAACCGAAUUCUACUACGUAAUGAACUUUAUUCGUAGCUAUAACUUUCGAGGCAGAUACAAAAUCCUUCCAGUUGUUGGAAUGGCUACCGGUGAUAGGAUCUCUGCACGGGUACGAAGGGAGUUGCGUAAUUUGGGCAUCCAAUUAAUAGUAGUCGGUUCUUCUGGGAAAGAUGCUGCGGAUACUGUGAUUGCGAAAUAUUUGGCUGGUUGGUAUGAGACACUAGCAAGAGCUGGCAGACGUGGAGUGGUCGUUGUCUUAACUUCCGAUUCUUUUUACAACUUUUGGCUGGAGCAAGUUUAUAACGCCGGUUUCAAAACGCUGAUUAUCUACCAGGCUGGUUCUGCUGGAACUAAGCUUCGAGAUUUGCGCUGCACAGACAAAAUUAAACUGUACAAACUUAUUCAACAUAAUGUCGACCACCUGUUUGAUAUUAAGAAUCAUCCCAAAUUCCCCACUGAUCCUCCUCCUCCUCCACCUCCCCACUUACCUCCCCCCUCAUCUCAUGGACGACGGUUUGGUGGAAAGUCUGUUGGAAGAUCUGGUGGAGCAUCUCAAUCUCGUGGUGGCUCUACUUACAAACCUUUUCAGCGUGGUAAAUAUUACACUCAGGCUGAUUCGAUUUUUCUUCAGCUUCUUAGUGGGAAACCACCUUUUGAUGGAAAUGAUCUCAUCCAGUUAACUGUCGGAGCCUCGUUCCUGUCCCAAACAAUCUCUACCACAGUGAAGUUUGAAAUAUGGGAUACAGCUGGCCAAGAAAGGUAUUCUGCUCUUGCACCACUAUACUAUCGUGGAGAGUAUUGGGUUAAGGAACUGCAAAAGCACGGAAGCCCAGAUAUUGUAAUGGCUUUGGUUGGUAACAAAGCUGAUUUACAUGAAAAAAGAGACGUACCAACCGAGGAUGGGAUGGAGCUUGCAGAGAAGAACGGAAUGUUCUUUAUUGAGACGUCAGCCAAGACAGCAGAUAACAUAAAUCAACUGUUUGAGGAAAUUGGCAAAAGGCUACCUCGUCCUACUCCUCCGUCAUGAUUGAAUCAUCCAUCUCAUCUUCAGGGAAAGCAACAGAAAAAACCUGUUUCUGGACAACUAAUCGUUUCAUACUUUUAAAUGUAAUGUUUUAACAACAAUAUUUCUCUAUCUGUCAAGCGUGUUGUAUAAUGUGAAGAUUUGAGGUUGAAUGAUACUGGGGAAUAUAUUACGAACCUCAAAAGUGGAAGCCCAAGUUAGAUUUAGCAAUGAACCAUCAACACUUAUAAGAGUGGGAUUCUAUGUGAUUCCAUCAGAAGAAGAGAAGAGUAAAGCUUACCUGAAAUUAUCAAUACAUAUAUUAUUGUUAACCAGUUCAAAGAGGACUAGAACAGGUCGAGAGCCAUACAAACGCUCAUUGCACU
Molecule: messenger RNA, 1976 nt
Organism: Capsella rubella
Lineage: Eukaryota; Viridiplantae; Streptophyta; Magnoliopsida; Brassicales; Brassicaceae
Product: ras-related protein Rab-33
Exons: 9
Coding region: 496-1614 (372 amino acids)
Molecular function (GO): GTP binding; GTPase activity
Source: RefSeq, a predicted model, not a curated record